AUGUCAGAAAGUAGCGGCGAAUCACCCAUUGAACCCAGAUACCGCAGAAGUCAAAUGGAGGGAUUUGAACGAAGGUUGCAGAACCUACAGGAUCAAUUUGAAGGCAAGGUUAGGCCUUCCGCAGAAAAUCUGCUAACCUCUUCGCCUUUCACUGAUGAAAUUAUGGAUUAUCGGGCUCCUGCGGAUUUAAAAAUCCCGGAACAUGCCACCUUUGACGGGACAGGAGAUCCUCGAGAACACCUGGUCAGUUAUCAGGCUAAAAUGCAGCAAAAAGAGGUACAAACUAUUGAAGGGUUAGACGAGCAAGUGGCUAUCAUCUUUUUUAUGGAGUCGCUUCGAGCGGGCAAGUUGUUCAUUGAUCUCCACAAUGACCGCCUUAAGACAUACGUGGAAGCUAUCCAAAGAGCCAGUCGUCAGGCGGACAUGGAAGAAGCGGUAAGACAAAAACGGAGUCGGGCGGAACUUGAGCGCCCCAGUGGUACUGAGGUACGACGAGGAUCCGAGAGGGUGGGCGCUCCUCCCCCUCGUCCCACCAUAUCUCAGCUCGUUCACGAGGUCAAAGACACCCUACCUCCCCCUCCGCCUUUGAAACCUUGGGAUCAGCCUGAGGUCUUGCCUCCUAGAGGGGUCUCUUCAAAAUAUUGUCGAUAUCAUUGGUCAACCACACAUACUACGGAUGAGUGUUCUUACUUAAGGAGGGAGAUAGAGGCGAUGAUACAGAAAGGGGCCCCGCCUCCACCUAAUCAAUGGAGACGGCAUCCGCGUUCCGAUAAAACAAAUUCACGUUCUGACCGAGGGAAACAGCUUGCCUCUGAGGAAGAGGAGGCUAACUGGAAACACAAACCUGUUAUCAACAUGAUAGUAGGAGGACCGGAAGGAGGGUACUCGUCCAGCUCUCGGAAGGCUUGGGCUCGGCAACUGUAUGUGGAUACCAUCUACGGUCGAGACGAUGGCCUGAAAAAGGUAUGUCGUGAACCUAUUUUGUUUACGGAUGAAGACUUACCUAGAAGCCAACACCCCCAUCGGGAUGCAUUGGUCAUUGCCAUGGACGUCCAAGGCACGGUAGUCCGAAGAGUUUUUGUAGAUACGGGGAGUAGCGUAAACAUCUUAUAUUUAGAGGUGUUUGAGAGGCUGGGGUAA
This is a messenger RNA of Ipomoea triloba (trilobed morning glory), 1140 nucleotides long. RefSeq lists its product as uncharacterized. The transcript is spliced from 3 exons. NCBI's taxonomy places the organism in Eukaryota, Viridiplantae, Streptophyta, Magnoliopsida, Solanales, Convolvulaceae. The record is from RefSeq and is a predicted model, not a curated record. Bases 1 to 1140 code for a protein of 379 amino acids.